GUGGUGUAGUACUAUCGAUUCACUUACUCAUCUAGAUCUAGAAACGACUGAUCUUUGAUGUUGAAAUUUGUUUUAGCGAUGGUGACACAGCUGCGGAUAGACAAAGUUUGUCGCGCAUAUGAAGCCAAACAAAAAGUUGAGAGACAUGAAGGCGCGCGGUGUUCUUAAAGAUGAGGAGCGAACUACGAGACUAACGCAAUAUUUUUUCUCAGUAAAGAGCACUCAUCUGCUUUUUUUGUCGAGUGACAAUGAGAAAGAUUGUUUUUUCAGGUGAUUCCUAAACGUGUAAUUUCGGCAUCUUAGCUGUUAGCCAAGGACGAGAAAGUACGCUUACUCGUGUCAGAUAUCUCCAAGUGUCAAGGAAUUUAUAUCUGUUGAAAUGUUAUUUCUGGAACUCGAGUUGUACAUGCUGGUUAACAAUGCUGUGUAGAGCAAGUUUCUGUGUAAAUUUCUCGUACUUGUUGAGAGAAGCGCUCUUCGGCUGCGGUUCGUUGUCUCUACUGAGUUUCUGCUUGUGAUAAUCGUGUAGUUCUUCUUUAAUGAACCUGCUUCCAACGUCACUAACAGGCUCGAAGACAUUUCCUGACCUCAUUCAACAUUCUGCGUCCGCCUCCAUAACAUACAAGUUAGUUGAUAUAGUACCUCCUGCUUUGGUAUUUGAGAUUUUCGCCUUUAUUGUUGGUGCUGAAUAUAGUCAUCGUCUUCAUCAAUUCUGGCGUCACAUAGUCAUAGUUGAACAUGUUAAUUAACUGAUUGAAAGGGCGGUGGCAUAUAGUCCUAACGCAAAAAAAAAAUAGAUAGUCUUCGAUCAAGAACGGUCAUAACAGGGACAUACACGUGACUUCAUCAAUUCUCCUCGUUCUUUCAUAAACUUCUAAUUUUUAUAGGGCGUAUCGGGUUGAGCGGGGGCAUAGGUGGGGGCUUGAUAUGACUGCAUACAACUACUAGUAUCGCGUUUCAUUCUGUGAUUGUGUCUCAUCUCUCUUUCUGCUCAGAAUUGCGGAUAAUUAUUCCAUUUCCAAUAUCGACGUCAAUCCAUCAAUUUCAAUAUUUGAAGAAUAUUCUUCUACAGUUCUUCUUUUUCACCAGUCUUACUGCUAAGAUAAGAACUACUAGACAAGAUGGCGAUCAACUUGGACAAAGCUAUCGGCAUCUUCAACGAGAGCAUGCGAAAGCCGAUCCCCGUGAACACAUGUCCAACGACCGUGACUGAACAUGUGAGCCAAUGGCCAGCACCAGGCAAAAGACCGCCGAACCCGGCAGUCGCGCACGUAGGGCGCGUUCCUCUGACCAAUUGGCAGCAGUGGACAGCUGCACAUCAUGACUCCGAAAAAAUUCGUUUCUACAUCAAAACAGUAAACGGACGCUGUGUGCCAGUAGAGAUGCGACCAACCAACACGGUGCUAGCGCUCAAGUUAUGAAGAUGAAACUAAUGUUGAGUUGUAAGUAAUCUGUUUCCGUAUCCGUUUUUUUAAAAGUAGAAUAAGUACGAAGAUCAUUAUCUAUCAUCAAUUUUUACUAGUUUCCAUUUUAUCAGCCUAUAAUUGGAAUAACAGCAUACAUUAUCAUGGUAUAUCAUCAUAUGUUCAUGAUGUAGAUGUAGCUUUGCAACCAAAAGAUGAAAAAAUAGAGAUGGGCUUUUGUUCUAAUCGAGCAGCAGAUCAAAGAGCAGGAAGGAAUUCCUUUGCACAUGAUUCGCUUGCGCACGAUGACCGGCUUAGAACUUGAAAAGGAGAAUGUGACUCUCGAAAGCUUGGGCUUUACACUCGAAGCUGCCAUCGGCGAUCCCAACGCCGUGACCCUACGUAUGCAGGCCCGAGACUCGGUUUUGUGGCGUUGAGCGUCUACUUUGACGAAGUGCAAGCUGGCCUUGAUGCUUUGUUGCAGAUUUUUCACGUGGAGCGGAACUGCGGCCCAAUGAUAAGAAGGUGAAAUUACUACUAUCUACGACAUCACAUCAAACUUAUGUUUGCCUUGCCCUUUCGUUGUCUUCGUUGUGUCGAAGUUGAUCUUGAUAUUAUUUACGGAAUAAUUUUGCGGGCAAGCGCGCAUGCCCGAUGGAGAUAUCCGCAUACAGCCGAAAAGUUGUAAUGAACAUGAAUGGGAUUGGGAUGAGCUACUUCGAGCAAACUAGGUGGAUACUCGAAUAAUCUUGAAGGGCGGCUCGUGUACUAAAUUUCGCGUACUAAAUGUCCGUCCAAAAUGAAUAACCCUGAGAAAAUGAACUAUUUCAUGGUGCAACGUGGAUCAUUUAUUUCAUAUUUUGUAAAUGAUAGGAUCAUUAGGAAUAUAGCACAAGAAUAGACGACAAGAGGGUCCUCGUACUACUAGACACGGACAACUUCUAUCUCUAACGAUAUUGUCCCCAUUCCGAACUUUUUGGUUUUUCGUUGAUUAGACAAAGUAUUGCGCAAGAACAUGACCUGGGUAAAUUUAGGAAUAU
Molecule: messenger RNA, 2443 nt
Organism: Amoebophrya sp. A25
Lineage: Eukaryota; Dinophyceae; Syndiniales; Amoebophryaceae
Source: the annotation of a GenBank genome assembly